UUGGACCAAAUCGCUCCGAGCUUAGUUGGGGCGAAAAGCACAGGGCAAGGAGGGUGCUGACAGCCACAAAAAGAUCUUCGUGGGCGUCGCGCAACAGCAAUAGGACUCGUAUAAAUGCUGCCUAACUGCCCAUUGCUAUCCGCAUUCGCCAUCACAAUCAUUCUUCUCGAUAUCACCUCCACGAGAACAACUUUCUCUUCUUCACUGCACAUUUAACCAUGGCUAUCCAAAGCACCCUCAGCCUGGCGCUCCUGGGCCUGUCCGCCUCAGCCGUGGCUCAGACCGUCGAUGGCUCCAAGUAUAACUCGCCCACCGCUGGCCCUCCUGCCAGCUACUUUGCAGCGGCCAGUUCCAUUCCCGUGGCUGCAAUCCAGUCCGCAGCGGCCAAGGCGAGCAGCGUGCCAUCGCUGGCGACCUACCCAGUCAACACAGACAAGAACUCCCCGAAGUCGACGAUCCACAAUGACUGGGUCAAAUUCAGCGAUGGCGCGGCCCUCAGCUGGGUGGCGGACAUGGAUGUGGACUGCGACGGAAUCGACUAUAAGUGCAAGGGCAACGGAGACGGCCAGCCCCAAACGAACUGGGGUGCUCUCGCUGCCUACGAGGUCCCCUUCAUCGUCAUCCCCGACAAGUUCCUGACCGCCAACACGGACCUCCUCCCGGGUAACAACGUCGUCGCAGUCAUCUGCAACGGUAAGAUGUACUACGGGAUCCUGGGCGAUUCCAACGGAGACGACCCGGAGGUGACGGGCGAAGCAUCGUGGUUGAUGGCCCGCACCUGUUUCCCGGAUGAAGGGCUGAACGGCGACAACGGCCACGCCGCCGUCGAUGUGACCUACAUCGUCUUCACUGGCAAGGAUGCUGUCCUUCCCAGCAGUGCAUUAGGAAAGAACUACCUCACUAAUUUCACCACCCUGCGAUCCAUGGGCGACAAGCUCAUGGGCGCUCUGGCAUCGCAUUUGGGGUCAACCCCAACGAAGACGGCGUCGGCGACCAAAUCUGCUGCCAGCCCCACGGACACGGACACUAAUACCUGCUCCUGGUCCGGUCACUGUGAAGGCGCUACGUGCUCCUCUGAUGAUGACUGCUCGGACGACCUCGUUUGCGACAGUGGGAGCUGCAGCUCCGAGUAGCGAUGCGGCGGUGUACGAUAAAAACGCUGGGCUGGUGUUGGUGUCAUUUCCUAGCGAGUAUGUGCUCAAUUGUACUAUAAACUUUAACGAUUCGU
Messenger RNA from Aspergillus homomorphus CBS 101889, 1228 nucleotides. RefSeq names its product glycoside hydrolase family 75 protein. The record is from RefSeq and is a predicted model, not a curated record. Gene Ontology annotation, molecular function: chitosanase activity. The coding region runs from base 219 to 1133 and encodes 304 amino acids. The transcript has 6 exons. Lineage: Eukaryota; Fungi; Ascomycota; Eurotiomycetes; Eurotiales; Aspergillaceae.